Durio zibethinus is the source of this 722-nucleotide messenger RNA. NCBI's taxonomy places the organism in Eukaryota, Viridiplantae, Streptophyta, Magnoliopsida, Malvales, Malvaceae. The record is from RefSeq and is a predicted model, not a curated record.
UAUUUAUAUAAUAGAGAGAAUAGCUUUUGAAGGAAAGGGUAUUCUUUGAUUAAACAUAGCUAGAAUCUUUUCUUUUUCUUCUUCUUCUUGUUUUUGUUAUGGCUUACAAGUUAUAGUCUCAAGAAACAAGGGGACAAAAUUGUCACAAAAGGGUUUAUAAGUUUAGUUCCUUUAGGAUACUUAUUAAUUUGGGUUUUAGGAUUUCUUUUUUGUAUGAUGGAAGGUGAUUGUUGUUCAACUUCAAGUUCAACAAGCGGGGAGAAGCGAAAGGUGAAAAGGCAACAGCAAAAAGAGAAACCAUUCCGAGGGAUAAGGAUGAGGAAGUGGGGGAAGUGGGUUGCUGAAAUCAGAGAACCAAACAAGAGGUCUAGGAUUUGGCUCGGUUCUUACACCACCCCUAUAGCUGCUGCUCGUGCCUAUGACACCGCUGUUUUCUACUUGCGUGGACCUUCCGCCAGGCUCAACUUCCCUGACCUCAUAUUACAAGAAGACGACCUUAGGGACAUCUCAGCCGCUUCCAUACGCAAGAAAGCAACCGAGGUUGGGGCCAAAGUCGACGCUUUACAAACCUCGGUUCAUCAUCAGGCUUCUUCAUCAGAAUCAUCAAACCCUGGUCGAGUUUUCUCGAAGCCUGAUUUAAACAAGUACCCUGAAAGUUCUGAUGAAGAUUGAAACGAUAUAAAAGUGAUGAUGAUCUUAAACCCCCCCCCCCAAAAAAAAAU